Papilio machaon (common yellow swallowtail) is the source of this 794-nucleotide messenger RNA. It is a transcript of the gene Cib2, whose product is annotated as calcium and integrin-binding family member 3. The transcript is spliced from 5 exons. NCBI's taxonomy places the organism in Eukaryota, Metazoa, Arthropoda, Insecta, Lepidoptera, Papilionidae. Gene Ontology annotation, molecular function: calcium ion binding. The record is from RefSeq and is a predicted model, not a curated record. The coding region runs from base 102 to 671 and encodes 189 amino acids.
GUGGCUGUCGUCGCAACAGGCUGUUUUAUAUAAAACAUAGAAUAUAACCCAGAGAUUUAUUAUUCAAAAGGAAUUGAAUUCGAACAAGCUGGAUAACGGGAAUGGGGAACAAAAUUGUAACCUUUACGGAACAGCAAUUAGAAGAUUAUCAGGACUGUACAUUUUUUACAAGGAAGGAAAUAUUAAGAGUUUUCAAGCGAUUUCGAGAGGUGAACCCGGAUUUAGUCCCAAAGCGGAUGACGGAAAAUCAAGCUCACACUAUAGUGGUGCCUGUUGAAGAAAUAGAAAAACUUCCUGAAUUAAAGGAGAAUCCAUUCAAGCGUCGCAUCUGCCAAGUAUUCUCGCACGACGGCUCCGGCAACCUUACGUUUGAGGACUUCCUCGACAUGAUGUCCGUCUUUAGUGAAGCGGCGCCGAGGGAUAUUAAAGCCUGGUACGCAUUUCGUAUCUACGAUCUGGACGACGACAUGUACAUCGGGCGCGAGGAUCUGCUGGAAGCUACACGGUUGUUAACCAAGGGCGAGUUGCACCCACAGGAAAGAGACGAGAUCGUUGCCAGCGUCCUGGAUGAAGCUGACGUCGACGGAGACGGGAGAUUGUCUUUUAUGGACUUCGAGCAUGUUGUUGUACGCGCACCUGACUUCUUAUCCACAUUUCAUAUUAGAGUUUAAUUAUAUUGAUAGAAUAAGUUAGGUGAUUGAACAACAAUUGACUACAUUUAUGACAGCAUUAGCUGCUUAUAGGACUGGUGGUCUUUAGACAAUGCACCAGUAAAAGUUGAAAUUAUUAUAAAA